Sclerotinia sclerotiorum 1980 UF-70 is the source of this 2112-nucleotide messenger RNA. RefSeq lists its product as hypothetical. The transcript has 8 exons. NCBI's taxonomy places the organism in Eukaryota, Fungi, Ascomycota, Leotiomycetes, Helotiales, Sclerotiniaceae. The record is from RefSeq and is a predicted model, not a curated record. Gene Ontology annotation, cellular component: plasma membrane. Gene Ontology annotation, molecular function: ferric-chelate reductase activity. Bases 1 to 2112 code for a protein of 703 amino acids. Gene Ontology annotation, biological process: intracellular iron ion homeostasis; copper ion import; iron ion transport.
AUGAACGAAACUGAACCGAAGAACAGUUCUGCAGCAAAAGCUGCCAAAGCCGCCGCGAAGAUUCUACGGUGGAAGAGGAAUCGCAACUCCGUUAAGUACUUCGCUGCUGCCAUGGCCGGCAUCAGAGAAAGUUCUUUACAAAAGAUUUGGGGGUUUACAUCCAUUGGACACUUCAUCAUCUUCCUCGUAUAUACUGCAACAAUAUUUGCCGUUACCUUUAAAGAUGUAGGGGGCUGGCCGGAAUACAAUAAUUUUGCAAAGCGACUCGGUUGGGUUGCUACAGCUCAUAUUACAUUUAUUACCUUCUUAGCACUUAAGAAUACGCCCCUCGCAUUUUUGACCAAUUACUCUUACGAAAGUCUCAAAGUCUUUCACAAGCUCGCAGGAUAUGGUACCAUUCUUUGGUCUACGCUUCACGCCAUUUUCUAUGUUGUCGCUGAAGCACAGUCCAAUUCUUACGAUACAUUACUUGAAAAGGACCAAAUUUUCGGUAUAGUUGCUGGAAUUGCUAUGCUAAUAAUUCUCAUUACUUCUCUUUUCAUUUACAAGAUGCAACCAAAGAUUUCUGACCGUACUGUAUACAUGAUAUUUGUUGCAUCGGGUGUAUGGUUCUUUGAUCGGUUGCUACGUUUUAGUUACCUCAGUUACUUUUUCUUCGGAAAUUUUGUCACUCUUACCCCAUUACCAAAUAGGGGUACUCAAGUUUUGGUGCAUAGAUCAUCCAAGUUCAUCAAAUCAGGAACUCACGCUUUCUUGUGGAUUCCAGCUAUUCGUGCAAUCGAGACUCACCCUUUUACUGUUGCUUCGGUUGAUGAUGUUAAGGGGACUACUUUCGUUGUAGCUGCUUGUGAUGGGUUUACAAGUGACCUUCAUAGUUUGGCAAUAAAGAAUCCUGGUGUAAAACUUCGCGCCUCGAUUGAUGGUCCUUAUGGAUCAGUGGUAGAUUUUUCACGCUAUGAUGGAGUUAUUUUUAUAGCUGGUGGCUCAGGUGGUGCCUUUACAUUUGGCACUGCUAUUGAAACUGUGCAUAAACUUGCGAAGAACACAACGACUUUGGAUACUAUUAUUGAGUUCAUAUGGGUCGUUCGAGAAGAAGAUAUUUGGUUCAAUAAUGAAUUGCAAGAGCUGAAUUCUUCACCAAAUGUCACCGUGCGGCUUUUCUGCACAGAAGAUGCUACAAAUAAUAUUCUAAGUGAAUCAAAUAGAACUUUAAGCAAUAUUAAUCUUUCUGAGAAAGAUAUUAUAUCAAUCAAAGUUUCUCCAGUAUCUGUCGAUGGUAAUGAUGAGCUUAAGCCACAAGAAGUUGGAGACUUGGAAAAGAUUAUCACCAUAAGAGAAACUAAUUCUAUUGGGCUUUUCAAGACACACACCAUUUACUUCAAAUCCUCUCUGCAAACAUACUUUCAGGCUGUAAAAGCAUGGGUUGUCAAGGACAGGUCAAAGUUUAUGCAGAUUGCCCAUACUAGGAGCGGUCUAGAAGCCAAGAAGUUGGGUAACGCCAUCAAAGAUUUGCCCGUUGCCAGAUGGGACCAGAUCUCUAGACAUGUCAUGGCUGACGCACUCUAUUUCAAGUUUAACCAUAAUGCGGAUAUUAGAAAUGAGCUCAUAUCUACUGGCAGUAAAGUUUUGAUAGAAGCUAGAGAUGAUCGAGUUUGGGCAUCGGGUAUAAAGACUGUCAAAGCUACCGCCAAGACACCUAUAUCAGAAUGGCAAGGUCAGAACAAGUUGGGUGAAGAAUUGAUGAGACUGAGACACUUUUUCAGAGGAUUGGAUCAAGCUAAGGCCGGUGGAAAUGUUCAAAUUUCAUCUGGUGCAACUACCACUGAUGGAGUGGGAAAUGUUACAAGACUUCCAGAUCCACCCAUCGUCGAGGGGGAAAUGAAGGAACCUAAUGAAUCUGGCGGGGAUGGUGACGAUGAGAUGAUUGAACCCAAAGAGUUGGAGAAAGAUGGUGAGCAAGAUACAUCAUCAAAGUUGGAACCAUCAGAUGCACCCGAAGAUGUUAUCAUGGAAGAUUCAAAUAAAGCUGCAAUCGAUCCUGCAUCAGUUCCCAAAAAACGACAAGAAGCGAAAGUCCGAAGGAGAAUCAGAAGAGGCAAGAAAGAAGAUUAA